Durusdinium trenchii is the source of this 684-nucleotide messenger RNA. The record is from the annotation of a GenBank genome assembly. Lineage: Eukaryota; Dinophyceae; Suessiales; Symbiodiniaceae.
AUGUCGACCAGUGUUAGGACGCCAGUGCUUGUUUCUGCUUGGCCUCGCCCUCAGGAGGCGGAGGUGGGGAAGCUGGUGAAGUUGGAGGAGGGGAUGGGCCAGGUGCUAGAGCGGCAAGGCACGGCCCAGCGGCCACUUGUUCAGCCCUUUUUCGUUGGCCGGCGAUUGUUGGUGGAUUUCAACCAUCCACUGGCCGGAAAAGCGGUGAAGCUCGCAUUGACACUGCUGAGUUGCGAGGAGGUGCCGGCCAAAGAGGUCCGAGUGACACUGCUGAGCCCUGGAGAUGGGGCGACGUAUCCCAACUUUGGAGAUUUGGCGACUUGGACAGUGACUUUGCACAUGGAGCUAUGGCUGGAGUCUGGGAAGCUGCUCUCAAGCACUCGAGCUGGCGACCCCAUGCAGUACCAUUUGGGCUUAGACUCUGGGCCAGGACGCGGUUUUGAACAAGGCAUUCAGCAGCUGUCCUUGGGUUCCAAAGCCCAGCUCCACGUGCCCUCGCGCUUAGCCUAUGGAAGUCAGGGAAGUCAGGAAGAGGGCAUCCCGCCCAAUGCGGAUUUGCUGUACAAAGUGGAAGUCUUGAUCACUUGCGAUGGAGUGGUGAAGCUCUGCGAUCUUUGCUAUGGCCGAGGGAUGGAUGAGCCCUUACGCCCCUACACCCCUCUGGUGCCUGGCCUAGAGAUUUAG